GAGUGGAGCCAGCCAUGGCCGAAGAGGUGCUGCGCGGGUGCGGGAGACCUGGGGAGAGAGCUCGGGGGUCCCCGCGGCGGCUCAUCUGCAUCCCACGCCCCACACCCCACAGGUGCGGGCCCUGGGCGCGCCCACAGUGCAGAUGCGACGGCCUGGGCUCAUGCACGAGCCGCUGCGCACGCUGCGUAAGGCCGAGGGCGGCUGCCUGCAGGUACACGGGAGCGAGGGUCUUGCGCGGACACUGGGUGCCGAAAGCAACUGCGAACCCCAGCCCUGCGACUUCGGGGUCUCAUCGGUCACUCCAGCCCAUCCAGGGACAUAGGGAGCCCAUGGGUCCCCUCUCCACCUGGACGACUCUGCCUCCUCACUGCCAAGGGUAGUAUUGCAGCCUCCCCUACUCCCGCCAUCCCUCCAGGCCGUGCCCCCCCUCCCCGUGUCCCCCUUCCUCCGCCCUGCCCCGACCCUGGCCGUCCCCCCAGGCGUCCCGUGGGCACUGCACGCUCUCCCUGUCGCAGGUGGUGUCCGACUUCGACCUGACCCUGAGCAAAUUCUCGCAUGGCGGGAAGCGCUGUCCCUCUUCUUACACUCACUGCGCACUUUGACCACUACUAUCCCAAUCGAGACCGACCCGCAGCGGCCCGUGGAGGAGAAGAUGCCCCACAUGGUAUCGGUGACAUCCUGGAGAAAGUGAUCUGGCAGCGGGGCACGCUGCACCCGAAUAUCCACAUCCUGUACAACUACAUGGACUUAGGGGAUGACCUCUCUACCCAGGGGCUCCUGCAGGGGUUCAAGGCCCCGCUCAUUCACAUCUUCAACAAGAACAGCGCUGUGGGCAGCAGCGCCAAUUACUUCCGGCAGCUCCAGGGCAGAACCAACAUCUUGCUGCUUGGGGACUCCCUGGGGGACCGCAGCAUGGCUGACGGGGUUCCUGGGGUGCAGGACAUCCUCAAGGUCGGCUUCCUCAACGACAAGGUGGAGCAGCAGCGGGAGCGCUACCUGGAGGCCUAUGAUGCUGUGCUGGAGAGUGACGAGAUGCUGGAUGUGGUCAACGGGCUGCUGCAGCACAUCCUGUGCCCAGGGGGCCACGAGGACACGCCUGAGCAGGUGUACCACGGCGCCCAAGCACAUCUGCCUCCCCUCCCUCUCCCUCCGUGUCUCCUGCCCAAGACCCAUGUGGGGCGACUAGUGGAGGCUUUUGUAAAAAAGCCGCAUUUCAGCCCAAUAGAAGGGCACACAGCUGUGAGUUAAAACACGCUGCCCUAGAAAAAAAUAAAAGCUGUGCCGUCCGGUGGCCCUGGAACCUUGGAGGGGCCUCGGUUCCUUGGAACAGAGUUUGUGAACCCA
Cavia porcellus (domestic guinea pig) is the source of this 1344-nucleotide messenger RNA. It is a transcript of the gene Nt5c3b, whose product is annotated as 5'-nucleotidase, cytosolic IIIB. The record is from RefSeq and is a predicted model, not a curated record. Gene Ontology annotation, molecular function: 5'-nucleotidase activity; magnesium ion binding. The transcript is spliced from 5 exons. Bases 556 to 1248 code for a protein of 230 amino acids. Gene Ontology annotation, cellular component: cytoplasm. NCBI's taxonomy places the organism in Eukaryota, Metazoa, Chordata, Mammalia, Rodentia, Caviidae.